CGGGUUCGCACAGCAUCAGCAUCUUUUCCCCCAAUCGCCGCCAUUUUGUUGAAGCCAUCAGCAGCAAUCUCCUCUCCCGGCGCUCACCUCCUCAAAUAUUUUCAUCAUUUAAGUUCAUUUUCGGUGCUUUUCCUUUGAUCAUCCACUUAUUAUCACCAAAAUGCCGCCCAAGAGGAAGAGACGUGCACCCCCCAAGAAGAAUGCAAAGAAAACCGAAGUUGCCGAGGAAGAAACUGAGGAAACCGACCAGAGCCUAAAUGAAACCAUGGAAUCUGAAGAAAACCCAAGCACAGAAGAUGGUGCAAGUCAAAAUGGCGAGGUGCAAGAAGGAAAGGUAGAGAACGAGGUGCAAAUUAAAACGGAAGUGAAAGAAGAACCUGGAUCGGAUGAUGAAGAAAACGAAGCAAAUGGUGAAGAACCCCCAUCCAAAAAGGUUAAAAACGAAAGCGGCGAAAAAUUGACCUUGUUCCUUGCCAAUCUCCCACCUGACACAAAACCAGAAGCAAUUAAGACAGCGCUGGAAGAGGCCGUUGGUGAGGGCAAAGUUGUAACACUCCGUCAAAGCACGAGGCGGCGACCCACAUUCUACUCAUCAUCCACAAUCUACUUCGCAGACGUUGCUGACAGAGAAACCCUGGAGAAACUGAUAGCUCUGGAUCAAAAACUACAAAUAGGUGGCCAAGAAGUUAUCAUAGAGGAAGACAAAAAGAGAGAUGAUAGCUUAAAGAUAGUUAUCAGCAACAUUCCAGAAGAGAGCAACAACAAAGAAACCCUUCUGAAGGUGUUGGCUGCUGAAUUGGGUGGACCCGAGAAAGUUGAAGUAGUACGUGUGAUCAUCGACAAAAAGACAAGUCAGCCCAGCGAUACGGCCCAUAUCUACUUGACUGAAGUUGAAUCUGUGAAGCACUUGGUUGAACUAGAGCCGAAGUUGAACAUCAAUGGACAAGAACUACUUAUCGAAGAAAGCGAAGCCAACAAAAGCAAGCGAGAGAAGCUAAAACUCUUCAUCGGACGUAUCCCAAUUGACUCAUGCAAUGAAGAUGCCGUCCGCGCUGCUCUGGAGAAGGAAGUUGGAGAAGGGAAAGUGUCAGCUGUAAGGUGUCCGAAAGACUGGAUGACAGGACGUCCUCGAGGCAUUGCUUUCGCCAAUUGUAUUGACGAAGAAACAGUGAAGAAAUUGACAGACCCAGAGACCAAGAUCAAGAUCAAUGACCAGGAAAUCAACAUCAUGGAAAAUGAAAUGAAUGCGAAGAAAGAUGAGCUUUUCAAAGUAUUCAUCAGCAAUUUACCGCAAUCUACAACGGAAGAAAAGUUCAAAACCAAAAUUCAGGAAGUAAUGACUGAAGAUGAAAUCGAAAGCAUUACAUUCCCUCUGGACAAGGAUGAAAGCAAAUCCCGAGGCUUCGCUUUCAUCAUCCUCAAGAAUAAUGAAUCAAUGAAGAAACUGUUGGCGCUGGACCAGAAACUGGAGCUGGACAACUGCGAGCUGAACAUCCGAGUCUGCCACGAAGCCAACUCGGACGGACGAGGGCGAGGCAGCAAGCGCGGGUUCAAGAGCCGCGGAGGCGGCGGAUUCUACGGAGGCGGGCGAGGUCGCGGCGGCGGCGGUUUCUACGGAGGCCGCGGCGGCGGAGGUGGCUUCAGGCGCGGCUACUCGGACUGGUACGGCGGCCCCGGCGGACCGCGCAACUUCCGAGGCGGCAGCCGCGGCGGAUGGAAGCGAGGCGGAGGCGGCUACGGAGGUGGCGGUGGCGGCGGCUAUGGAGGCGGCGGAGGUGGCGGACGCUACGGCAACAUGACCUGGUUCUAGAUUCCGCUUGAUCUUCACGCCAGGGCUACCGCGGAGGGGCUCGAGCAGGGCUUAGGAAAAAUUGCUGAGAUGGUUUGCGAACAUACGUUCGUAUUGAGAGUCAGGAUUCACGCUGAAUUAGUUUGUGCACUCCCAGAGUGAGGCCAAGAAGAUGGUUUAACUUGUUCUGCUGUCGUCAGAAAAAACGUCGUAGCUCCAAUCGUGAGCUUGUAUUUUUCUUCCUGUUCUAUUUUGACGAAAUCUCACCACCACGAUGCUUCAUUUUGUAUAUUUGGAUUCUCAAUGGUGUGUCACAGUUAUUUUAGAAUUAGGAUGGAUAAAUGCUUGAUGAUUUUUUUUUGUGAUUAAGCAAUUUAUCAGGGGAAAAAAUUGAAAAAUAGUGUAUUUCCUUCGGAAAAUACACUAAUAAUCUAGAAUGUUGUAAAUGCGUUUUUUCUUGUGGACAGCAGGGUUACACUCUGGAAGUGCAUAAAUUUAUUUAGUGUGUACUCCAAAUUGAGGGUUUAGGUUUUGCCUUUAGAAUCAGUGUGAAGGCUAAACCAAAUAUAUGCACUCGCCCAUUCGCUAAAAAAUCAUAAUUUUUUUUGUUUCAUCAGACAAGUGUAAUUGAUAGUAUAAGUAAAGUAAUUUUUCACGGCUAAUUUAGCUGAUAUCAUCUUUAUAUCAAGUCGAGGAAAAUUUUGGUGAACUAAUUUGUGUAAUUUCAUCGAAUUCACUUUGAUUUAUAUCGUUAUUUAAUUUCUGUCAUCAUUCCUUUGCCUUUACAUUAUUCUCAAUUUAAGAGCUUAAUCUCGGACAAAGUUUUCUCAUCCAUUGUAUCAAACUUAGAGAAAGGAAGUGUUUACUCCAGUUUCAUGUAUCAUUGAAACUUGAGAUCCCUCCAAAAAUCAGAUUGUAGAUAAGAAAAUGAGAUGCGUCAAUAUUGAUGCCAGAGAGUACAAUUUUUUCUAAGUCCUGAGGCUUUAUAAUGUACAUAAUACACUGCCCAUGUGCAGUAUUGUGCUCAUUUGAUGGGUAACAUUCUUAUCAGAGUCCGAAGUAACUGAUGUCCCCAUGAGACUUAAAUCUACAAGAAUAUUCUUAUUUUAACCAUCUUUGUCACUUUUCCGUCUGUGGAAUCAAUCUAGAUUGUAACUGGCGUAUCUUAGAAUUCAUAAGCAUGCCUUUUUCCCUCCAAUCUCUAAUCAGAAUGUUUCUCAUCAAAGUUUUGGCAGCUGUUAAACCUUGCCCUCCCGCUUUGAGUCGGUAGCCCGCGCUCGUUCCAAAUUUUACCUCAGUGAAACUUUUUUCUAUCAAAGAAUUGUGCAUUUUAUACCUUCCAUGGUUUUUUAUGUGUAACUAUAAUUAUAGUUAAUCCGGUUGCCUCAGCAUCCUUCCUGAUAACUGUCUCUCCUCUUCAACUUCUGUUCGAUACGAUAAAUUGGACUUCAUCCACCUUUUCUCUGUUUUAAAGACCUUCAAUAGCGAAUUUCGCUGGUCGAACAAGUCCUGGUCAUUAUGAAAGGUUUCUAUUAAAAAAAUUUGAUCCAAACCUCACCGAUUUAAGAUUUUAUUUUAUGACUCCGCAUGGAAAUAUUGUACAAAUGCCAACCCCCAAGUUAUUCAGGAAAACCCAAACUUUUCCAAUAAGUGUGUAAGUUAAGAUUUAUGAUAGUUGAAAUCCUUUUUCGAACUAAAUGUGGUUCUUGUAAAUGAGAAAUUGAUCUUUUUCAGUAUUUACGGCUUUAUUUUAUUAUUUUAUCAUCAUCUUUUUUCUUAAGUCAGUUUUUGAUCUUAAUUGGAACUUAGUACAAUUUCCAACCUGUCAGCUUGACUGUAAUCAGAAAUGAAUAAAUAAAUGUGGUUGUACAAACUUUAA
Bemisia tabaci is the source of this 3668-nucleotide messenger RNA. RefSeq names its product nucleolin. NCBI's taxonomy places the organism in Eukaryota, Metazoa, Arthropoda, Insecta, Hemiptera, Aleyrodidae. Gene Ontology annotation, biological process: regulation of gene expression. Gene Ontology annotation, cellular component: chromatin; nucleoplasm. The record is from RefSeq and is a predicted model, not a curated record. Gene Ontology annotation, molecular function: RNA binding.